CUUCAAGGCUCUCCAUGAACCCAAGCCACAUCUUAGCUUAAUUACAUAGCUCCUCCUCCUUUCUCCACUGACUGCUCAGUGUGUUUUGCAUCUCUCCAUUGAGCAAGAGGAGAAGGGAGGCUCAGCUAGCUAGCUAGCUACCAUCUAUACUAGUAUCAAGUUUUUUUGUUCAGAUUUUUUUGUUGGAGGAAGAGUUCUAGGGAGAUCGAUAUGGCCUUCAUGUCCAUGGAACGCAGCACUUGGGCCUUCACCUUUGGCAUCUUAGGUAACUUAAUCUCACUAAUGGUAUUCCUUUCGCCACUGCCGACGUUCUACCGGGUGUACCGGAAGAAGUCGACGGAGGGGUUCCAGUCGACGCCGUACGUGGUGACGCUCUUCAGCUGCAUGCUGUGGAUGUACUACGCGUUCGUCAAGUCCGGCGCCGAGCUGCUGGUCACCAUCAAUGGUGUGGGGUGCGUCAUCGAGACCGUCUACCUCGCCAUGUACCUCGCCUACGCCCCCAAGAGCGCCAGGAUGCUCACGGCGAAGAUGCUGCUCGGCCUCAACAUCGGCCUCUUCGGCGUCAUCGCGCUCGUCACGCUGCUGCUCUCCCGCGGCGAGCUCCGCGUCCACGUCCUCGGCUGGAUCUGCGUCGCCGUCUCGCUCAGCGUCUUCGCCGCUCCCUUGAGCAUCAUCAGGCUGGUGAUCCGGACCAAGAGCGUGGAGUUCAUGCCAUUCUCGCUAUCCUUCUUCCUGGUGCUUAGCGCGGUGAUCUGGUUCUUGUACGGGCUGCUCAAGAAGGACGUGUUCGUGGCGCUGCCCAACGUGCUGGGCUUCGUGUUCGGCGUGGCGCAGAUGGCGCUGUACAUGGCGUACCGGAGCAAGAAGCCACUGGUGGCGUCGUCGUCGUCCGCCGUGGUGGCGGCCGGGCUGGAGAUCAAGCUGCCGGAGCAUGUCAAGGAGGUGCAGGCCGUCGCCAAGGGCGCCGUCGCGGCAGCGCCGGAGGGCAGGAUCAGCUGCGGCGCGGAGGUGCACCCCAUCGACGACGUGAUGCCCUCGGAGGUGGUGGAGGUGAAGGUGGAUGACGAGGAGACGAACCGUACGGACGAGAUGGCCGGUGACGGCGAUCACGCUAUGGUCAGAACGGAGCAGAUCAUCAAGCCUGACAUGGCCAUUGUUGUGGAAGUGUAGUCUGAUUAAGCUUAGAGAACUAGUAGUAAUUCUCUCAUGUGAGGUAUAGCCAGCUAGCUGGUGGUACACAAACAUAAACACGAACACAUGUUCAUCGCGUACGUACUAGCUACUAGGUGAGACACCUCUUGGCGUAGUACGUACAGUAGUACUCCGGCCAGAUCUAGUAGGGACUGUAUUGGCGCGUGACUCGCCUGGUUCGUCCAGCUUGCAUGCAGAGACCGACCGAGCAAGCAAGCUAAUUAAGCUGGCCCGACCGACCGAGUGCAUGCGUGUUUUGUGAACCUAGCUACUGAGGGGGGAGUGAAGGGUGUGGGUGUGCAAUCGACCGGCCUGUCGCGUCGAUGCUCUUGCUUAGCUUCAUUCGAUUCAUGCAGUUCAAUAAUAAAAUUUGGAUUUUACUGCAACA
Oryza sativa Japonica Group (Japanese rice) is the source of this 1579-nucleotide messenger RNA. NCBI's taxonomy places the organism in Eukaryota, Viridiplantae, Streptophyta, Magnoliopsida, Poales, Poaceae. The record is from RefSeq and is a predicted model, not a curated record.